Molecule: messenger RNA, 1446 nt
Organism: Quercus lobata
Lineage: Eukaryota; Viridiplantae; Streptophyta; Magnoliopsida; Fagales; Fagaceae
Gene: NAC094
Product: NAC domain containing protein 94
Exons: 3
Coding region: 259-1446 (395 amino acids)
Biological process (GO): regulation of DNA-templated transcription
Molecular function (GO): DNA binding
Source: RefSeq, a predicted model, not a curated record
AACCAGUGCUCCUUUGAGUUCAUGGUAUUAGUUUUGCUUAAUAGCUUGAGCAGUUAAUACUGUUGAAUUAGUUGUUCUUAAAGACUUGACACUCGAGGGGGUCUGCUUUAGUUUUCCAAAUUUUCUUUGCUUAGUACAAAGCCUACUUUGGUUAGCAUUUUGGUGGUGGCUAUAAGAAAAUAUUUAUUUUUAAGUUCUUUGCAAUUCUAGUGCGUAUUUCACCUCUUCAACUCCGUCAAUAUUUAUAAAGGAGAGGAAAUGGAUGAGAAGAACGAUGUUGAUAAGGUUGAUGAUGUGAUAUUGCCUGGUUUUCGGUUUCAUCCAACAGAUGAGGAACUUGUUGGGUUUUACCUCAAGAGAAAGGUUCAGCAGCGAGCUCUCCCUAUUGAGCUAAUCAAGCAAGUUGAUAUUUACAAGUAUGAUCCAUGGGAUCUUCCAAAGCUGGCAGCUAGUGGGGAGAAAGAGUGGUAUUUCUACUGCCCAAGGGACAGGAAAUACAGGAACAGUGCACGGCCAAACCGAGUGACUGGAGCUGGGUUCUGGAAGGCCACUGGGACUGACCGGCCGAUAUACUCCUCUGAUAGCACCAAAUGCAUUGGUUUGAAGAAGUCCCUUGUCUUCUACAGGGGUAGAGCUGCCAAAGGGAUAAAAACUGAUUGGAUGAUGCACGAAUUUCGGUUACCUUCUCUCACAGAAUCAGCACCACCAAAGAAGCUCUUAGAUAAAAACAUUCCUGCAAAUGAUUCCUGGGCAAUUUGCAGGAUAUUUAAGAAAACAAACUCUAUGGCACAAAGAGCUUUUUCUCACUCUUGGGUCUCUCCACUACCAGAAACUUUGGUAUCUGAUAUGUUCACUCAAGGUACAAACUGCACUCAGUUCAGUUCAGAGAACAUCUCUUGCGCAACUGAAAUUGGGUCUGCCAUCCAGUUUUGCAGUACUAAUGACUUACAACAAGCCCCUUCUAGCAGCUUCUCUGCUUUUGAUAUUCCUUCUUAUAAGCCCAUUAAUCCUACAGUCUAUAAGCCUUCCCUAUUUCCUGCUUCUAAUGGAGACCUUCAAAAUGGCUUCAUGUUCUCUCCACUUGUGUCAGGACCCAUGAAGUGUGCAGUUGAUACCACUUCCAUGCUUUUGAACCCUGCCUUAAUUGGUGAUGUGAGUAAUGCCUCUAGGACUACAGACUUCGAAGGGCCACCACAGCAGUUUAGUGGCUUCUCAAUCAGUUUGCCACAGGAGAUGCAAGAAAACUUGGGCACAGGAGAGGAUGUGUCAGGCCUCAGGAAGAACCAAGGUGCAGCCCUCAAUAACCAGUGGGAAACCAUCCAAUCAAUUGGAUUUCCCUUCAAUUUGCCUUCAAAUGAUGCUUGGAGGCCUAAUCUUCCAUGGGAUUCAGCUCCUUGUCCAAGUGAGAUGUCUACUAAUUACUCCACAAAUAAAUGCUAUACUUGA